AUGGCUUUUGGUUUAGGAAGCCUGGUGGAGGCAGUUGUGCUUAUGCUUAAUGCUGUAUGCAUUCUACAUGAAAGGAGAUUUCUUUCAAAAAUCGGUUGGGCAAGAGAGGAUAAAGAUUUCAGUGCCCCAUCAACUGUAAAAUCGCAGCUUCUCAACAUUAUACAUUCCAUUCGGACGGUGAUGCGAAUUCCUCUUAUAGGUGUCAAUAUCACUAUAAUCGUGUUCAAGAUGGUAGUUGGAUAG
Echinostoma caproni is the source of this 243-nucleotide messenger RNA. The record is from the annotation of a GenBank genome assembly. Lineage: Eukaryota; Metazoa; Platyhelminthes; Trematoda; Plagiorchiida; Echinostomatidae.